AUGAGCCCAAGCGACAACGACUCGACUCCUCACCAGCAAACCCCGGUACGCGACGUCGCCAGGACGGACACUCACGCACAAAACGUGGUUGCUGACCCGUCCGGGAUGCGCGAGGAGACGCGAUCGGCUUUGGACGCGUCCGAAGCCCAAGAGAGCGCGAGUCGUAUUUCUGAUGCGAGCUCUGAGCGGAUGGACCGGCUUGAAGGACUCCUCGAAGGGAUGGCACAGCAACAAGCUCAGUUUAUGGCAAACCAGAUGAAGAUGCAAGACCAGAUGAGUCGCCGUGCCGAUGCUGCUCCCACGCAUCCUGCCGAGCACUUGUUCAAUGGUUCAAGCGCGUUCACCGACUUCAUCAGAGCGCGGGACCGUCGGAUGAGGAGGGGCUCACUAGAUGAGCCCAUGCAGAAUGCCAUGCCGCCUGUAACGCCAUGCAUGCCGCCGCCUAAUCAGCCGCCGCAGCAAGUAAACCAGAAUCAGCCACCGAGAUCGUCGCCGAAUUUUACGCCGCGUGAAGAUUAUGGGUUAAAGAUACCUAAGCCUCGGGACCUGGACUGGCCCGGCUUUGCCAAGUUUACGGGUAAGGAGACAUACCCAGGCGUGGGUGCCGACUUCAAGGCGUGGGGUAUGCGUUUCCUACAACGACUCGGUGCAGCCCAGCUGAUGAGCGGAGGUGAUUGGCCAGAAGAGUUUAAGGUCCUCGCGCUGAGUGGUAAGCUGGAUGGAGCGGCACUCAGCUAUUACGAGAAGAUGCUGCCGGUGUGGUCGUCGGUGUCGAACACACUCGAACACGUCCUGAACAGCAUGCUGUUGCUGUACAUGACGCCGAUUCCAUCUACUAAAGGAAUUGAGCUAAUGAUAAGCGAGAAGGAUCAAAACAAGACAUGGCCCGAGCACUACCAGUACCUUGUGUACGUGGCAGAACGGUCGGGUAACUCGGAGCAGAGUGUGCUAGAAUGCUUAUGCAAGUCGGCACCAUCGCACAUUCAAACCGCGAUGUUAACUCGGAUGAAUGCUCAACGACCUGAUUACCUUGUACAAGCUGCUGAGCUUGUUGCGUUCGCGAUUGAUUUUGAAAUUAGCAUGAAGAAGACGAAUAGCGGAGGAGGCCGAGACCGAGCUGUUCGAUCAAGCCGCGCGCUAGUAGUUCGCUACCCCGGCGGUGGACGAAGCGACCAAGGAGGGCGCGAAAGGAGAUACGUUGCACGGGUUGAAAGUGCCGAUUCUCGCAAAUGUUAUGGCUGUGGCGAGGCUGGUCAUAUUAAGGCCAACUGUCCAAAAAAAGGCGACGCCAAUUCGGUUUCGAGCCGGGUUGCGUUAGCCAUUGGUACCGGUACGACAGCUGACUCUGACUCGUGGAUCCUGGACAGCGGUUCGAGCGUGCACCUUGUGAAAGAUGCGAUGAUGUUGAAGAACGUGAAGGAUUGCGAUCAUUCAUGUCGCGCGGCAAACAACACGAUGGUCCGAGUGACCAAAGUGGGAACGGCCGAGCUGAAGACGGUGGUCAAUGGAAAAGAGGUUAUCGUGGACCUCACCGAGGUCUACUACGCUGAAAACCUUGCUGACAACAUCAUCAGCUAUGGUUUAUUGGAGGAACGUGGUGUAUUCCUCAUGCGAGAAGGCGGCCAAAGUUAUGUGGUGCGCCAAGAGGACAACAGAAAGAUAUUCGAAGUCUUCCGCCGCAACAAUGUCCUGACUAUUGACGUCAUGGGUGAGAGCACAACGGAUGCACAAGUACGAGUGGUCAACUUAGCCGUGCAAGAAGGUUUCGACGAAAUAGAUGAAGCAGUCACGGAUACAACACUGCUGGAAUUGCACCAAAGACUGGGCCAUCUUUCCUACGAUACUAUCGUACGCAUGGCCGACUCGGCAGGUUCAGGUAUCCGGUUGACCGACCGAACGAGGCCAAAUUGUUUGACUUGCGCACAGGGCAAACAGAGCAAGAACAACCAGCCCAAGAAGGACACAGGAAGGAAUGCACCGAUCGACAAGCUCGGGGGUGUUAUCGGUAGCGACAUCAAAGGACCAAUGACUCCGAAGGACCGUCGUGGAAAUCGAUACCUUAUCAACUUCGUCGACUACUCAACGAAUUACGUACGCGUUUUCGUCGCCAAGAACAAGAUUGAGGCGACAAAGAAUUUUGAGCAUUUUCUACUCUAUUUUGAGAAGAGAUUCAACUGCCGCAUUCAUGUGUUGCGCACGGACGGUGGAAAGGAGUACGUUAACGUCGACCCGUUCUGCAGGUCAGCUGGAGUAAGGCGUCAAAUCAGCGAGGCCGAUAAUCAAGCAUCAAAUGGAAAAGCUGAGCGAAUGCACAGAACUAUCCUAAACAUGGCAAGAUGUAUGCUGUUUGCGAGUGGCCUACCAUUAUUUUUUUGGGGUGACGCCGUCGAGUAUGCAGCUUACGUAUUAAAUCGGAGCUCGUGCAGUGCUAACCCGAAGCGGAUGUCACCGCUAGAGAUGUUGACAGGCAAGAUAUCUAAUCUGGCGGACAUGGUGACUUUCGGCAGCCCAUGCUCAGCGUUCAGGGACCCCGGAAAGAAAUCGUGGAAGACGAGAUCCCAGGUUGGCAUGGUCAUCGGCAAGAACGAUGAGACUAAAGGUUUCAGGGUGUACCUGCCAAAGGAGAGGACUGUUAUUACAACGCAGCACAUCCGCAAUGUCGAGACACUUAACAGUGAGCAGAACGUCCAGCUACAGGCACAGCUUGAGCGAGAAGACCCUAUGCUGCGGCGCGAUGUGUCAGAUCUCGACGAUGCCGCGAAGCGGAAGGAGCCCCACGCAGUAAUUUUGCUUCCAUCGAAACGGGCGUCAGCAAAGACGAAACAUGACUCUGCCGAGUCAACAAAGGACGCAGUCAAGUCAAAGAGAAAAUUUUCUGAAGAAGAGAAGGAACCCGAUGUGAGCAAGAAUUACACGGACCUACAAGAAGCGGAAAGCGGGGACGAACUACUACCCGCGGAAGAGCAAACGCGAACUAGGAUGCAAACCCGAAAUAUGGGUGACAAGCACGUACCAGUGAGUCGAGUGAAAGCGAUCAGUCUCAAAGAUCCAAAAAACUAUCGCGAGGCGAUGAAAGACCCUCGAGUCAAGCAGUGGGAAGAGGCUAUGUGUACGGAGAUUGAAGCGUUAGAGCACAACGAUACCUGGGAGGUUAUUCAAAAACCACGCGAUUCCAAGUUGCUGCACAGUAAAUGGGUCUACAAGCUAAAAGUGCACGCAGACGGUUCUAUCGAACGAUUCAAGGCAAGGCUUGUGGCGCGCGGAGACGAACAAGUGUAUGGUGUGGAUUACACCUACACCUUCUCAGCUGUGAUGGAGAUGAUAUCUGGCAAGGUGAUACUUGCUGUGUCAAGGAUAUGGGGGGUACCUGCACGACACGGCGAUGUGCCGAGCGCUUAUGUUAAAGCGGAAAAAGAAGAUGACUUGGAAAUUCUACUCCAUAUUCCACAGGGAAUGAAUAUAGAUUCCAAGUUGCUACGAAAACAUGGCGUGAAAGACCAGAGGCAGCUCGCACUAAGACUCAAGAAAGGUCUAUAUGGCCUGAAACAGUCGGGCCGGCUGUGGAACAUGAUGCUUCACGACAUCUUAAUGUCGCUGAAUUUCAGUCAGUGUUAUACAGACAGUUGUCUCUACAUAAAGACUGAGACCGACGGUAAAACGCUCGUGGGGAUCUACGUGGACGAUGUUCUGGUGACUGGGACGGACGUAAAGAAGGUCGACAACUUCUUCAACGACAUGCAAGUCAUUGAGCUGAAGGAUCUCGGCGUGGUAACCAAGUUUCUUGGAAUCGCGUUCAAUUACAGCGCCAAGACCGGAUGGGCACUAGAUCAAGAAAGCACAAUCGACGAGAUGCUCGACAAAUUUGGACUUAAAGAUUCGGCAGCGGUCAGAGUACCAAUAAGUGGAGAAGACGGAUACGAAGAAAUAACCCUGCUACCGUCUGGUGGCAGUGGCUCGCCACAGAGACCGACUGUACAGACGUUUCAGUCGCUGGUGGGCAGUCUGCUGUGGAUCGCCCGAUGCACACGCCCAGACAUUGCGUUUGCUGUACACCGAGUGACGCGGCGUUCGCACGCGCCAACUGAAGGCGAUUGGCGUUUGGCAAAGAAGAUAGCCAAGUAUCUGAAGGGCACAAAGGGACUCAAGUUCAUAAUGCACGAAAAAAAAGGACGCAAUCAAGGACGAUGGCGUGCUGGUCGAAGCUUACAGUGA
Molecule: messenger RNA, 4212 nt
Organism: Peronospora matthiolae
Lineage: Eukaryota; Oomycota; Peronosporomycetes; Peronosporales; Peronosporaceae
Source: the annotation of a GenBank genome assembly